Messenger RNA from Pyrus x bretschneideri (Chinese white pear), 3523 nucleotides. Its product is annotated as U-box domain-containing protein 44-like. The record is from RefSeq and is a predicted model, not a curated record. Gene Ontology annotation, biological process: protein ubiquitination. Gene Ontology annotation, molecular function: ubiquitin-protein transferase activity; protein binding. The coding region runs from base 80 to 3202 and encodes 1040 amino acids. Lineage: Eukaryota; Viridiplantae; Streptophyta; Magnoliopsida; Rosales; Rosaceae. The transcript is spliced from 5 exons.
GCUUCAAGUCAACACUCGAAGUUUGACCUUCGCUCCAGUCCCCGGAACCCCAACUCCGACAGGCGAACGCGGCAAUGCAAUGACGUCGUCGUCGUCGUCCUCCGUCUCGUCGGCACUAGACUCAAUCAACACCUCGCUCGCCGAGCUCUGCGCCGAUCACUACCGCCACUCUCCCUUCGACCUCCCCCGCCGCUUCUCCGGCUUUGCUGACCGCCUUCAGCUGUCACUCACCCACCUCACCCGCGCCACGCCAUCGCUCGACUCCCUCCCUCCCUCCGCCCACACCGCCCUCAAGGGCAUCGCCGCCGACCUCGCCUCCGCACUCGAAACUCUGUCGUUCUACAGAACCAAGGGCAAAAUCUCCGUCAUCAUCAACUGCCUCUCCCUCUGCUCCUCCCUCUGCGACCGCACAGUCGCCAUCUCCGGCUGGCUCGCCCUCCUCGACGCUGCGGUUCAGGACCUCAACCUCUCCGAUCUUCGCAAGAAGAUCGCCGAUCUCUCCAGAGACAUGAAGCAAGCUCACUUCACAGUUUCGGAGAAGGAAGAACGAGUUCAUCACAUUCUGCAGAAAGAAGGAUUAGCAACUCAAUCGAAGACCAGCAAAGUAGUGGAGAGCGCGAUAAUCAUGGACUUAGCCCGAGGGCUAGGGAUCGACGCUGAGAAUCACGACGAGCUCUCGAAGCAGAUCAGGCUUCUCAAAAACGACGUCGCAGGGUCCAAUUUGGUGUCGGAACGGCAGAUUCUGUGGUCGUUGGAGAGGAUUCUGAACAACUGGGCCGUGCAGCGUCCCAGUUUCUCGGCUUGGAAGAAGGGAAUGGAGUUCGAAGACGACGUUCACAUUCAGCCGUUUAAGAACUUUCUCUGUCCGCUGACGAAGGAGGUGAUGCGGGACCCGGUAGUGCUCCAGUCGUCGCAGACGUACGAGCGGACCGCCAUUAAUUACUGGUUCGAGCGGUGUUUGGAAGACGGGCGUGACCCGACUUGUCCGGUCACGGGUCAAGUUCUCAAGUCGCUGGAGGUGAAGCCGAACAUUGGAUUGUCCGGAGCUAUAGAGGAGUGGGUCAAUAGGAAUGUUGAUAUUGUGGUGAAAUUUUCAGCUCAGCAUCUGAGUAAAGAGCCUCCGGCGGUGGAUUGUGUGGAGGGAGUGCUGGAUAAUUUGUAUAACAUCUCGGAGGAGUAUCCGAAUUGUCGGUAUAGAGUUAGGAAUGGUGGCAUUCUUGUUCUUAUUGUUAAGAUGCUCAGGAACAGUUCCAAGAGUAUCGGGACAUAUUUGAGGAGCAAAGCUCUAAUGGUUUUGCUUAGCAUGGCUAAGGAUGAAGAAAGCAAGAAAAUCAUGCUUCAAGAGGGUAUCACUAGAUUGGCCAUACAUAGUCUUACCGGGAGCUCGGAGAGAGAGAGAGAGUAUGCUGUGAAACUUUUACUUGAGUUCUCUAGUGAUGAAGCUUGUUGCAUUAAAAUUGCAUCAGAGAAAGGUGCGCUGGUUCUUCUCUCAAGUAUGGCAGGAAACCUCGAGCAUCCUGGUUUAUCCAAAUUGGCUGAGGAGGUACUAAAAUGGAUGGAGAAGGUGGAGGUUAAUGUUCAGCAUUUGGCUGCGGCAGGGAGAUUUGAACCAUUGCUUACUCGACUUUGUGAAGGUUCCGAUGGUGCCAAAAUUGAAAUGGCAUCUUUGGUGGGAAGUAUGACCUUGACAAAUAGCAGCAAGGAACAAAUAGCUAGGCGAAGUGCUAAAAUACUGGUUGAGAUGCUAUCUAAGCCAGAAGGAAGAGCAGCAAGCUUGCAAGCGUUGUACAACUUGUCAAGUCUAGAUGACAAUGCAACCAUCCUCGUUGAUUCUGCUGUACUUCCCUCUCUUACAGCUAUCCUUUUUAUAAACCAGGAUACUUCACCAGAACUCAAAGAAUUGGCUGCAGCAACAAUUGCAAAUAUAGUGUCAAAUUCAGGGCACUGGGAAUUGGCAUAUGCUGACAAGGAAGGGCAUUCCAUGCAGUCAGACUCAUUCAUUUAUAGUAUUUUGGGAUCUUUACCACUUGCAUCUCCUCAAUGUCAAAUUUCUAUUCUCCACAUCCUAUAUGGAAUUGCAUCGUCUCCACAGGCAUCACAGUCGGUGGCUCGUCAUAUAAAAUCUGGGGAAGGGAUUAAAACCAUUUUACCAUUUCUUGAACACCCAGAAGUUGAACACAGGAUUCAUGCUUUUAGGCUUACAAGACUACUCUCAGAAAGGUGUGGUGAAGAUAUAGCUAACGAGCUAAGGCUUUCGAACAGGAUUCCCCUGUUACAAGACAAACUAUUAGACCACCAAUCAAUAGAUAGUGAGAGAUCUGAUGCCGCAUGCAUACUUGCGAACCUUUCUCUUUCGGAAAAUGAAGUGAAAACACUUCUUGAAGUUAGUUUUGUAAAUUGGACAGUUACUACUCUUAAAAGCCAGCGCCAAGCUUCCAGCGGGAGGAUUUCACGACCUGCAUCAAACUUGUUGGAAGGUCUUCUUGGUCUUUUACUUCACAUUACAAGGAAACCUGACCGGCAAACUCUUGGCACAUUCAAAGAGCAUAGCCUUAUUACUAUUUUCCACGAUCAUCUUAUCUAUCCUUCAAACCCAAGAGUGAGACAACUAGCUGCCCUUGGAUUGAAAAACUUGUCGGAAUAUGGAGGGUUCCUAGCUGCUGCGGAAUCAGAACCACGACCUCCCCAUGGAUUCUUUUCGUUGGUCUUCAUGUGUGGAAGCUCUUCUGUUGAACUACCAAGGUGUCCAAUACACAAUGUUUCAUGUGAAGAAGACAGUCAGUUGUGCUUGCUAAAGAGCAACUCCAUCACACCCCUCGUUGAUCUACUGAACGACGAGGACACCAGUGUUCAGAUUGCUGCAGUGGAGGCACUGUCCACUCUUGUAAUAGAAACUUCUAGCAGCUUCAAAAGAGCAGUUGACCAGCUCGAAGAUUUGGGUGUGAUUGAAGCUGUGAUUAACCUUUUCAGGGCAGUUCGACCGGGCGAGCUUCAGGAGCGAACAACUUGGAUCAUAGAGAAAGUGUUGAGAGUCGAAAACCAUAGACAUUCACUAAACCAGGCUCUGGUUUGGGCAUUGGUGGAAGCCUUCAAGCACGGCAAUUCGAACACCAAGAGACAGGCUCAGGCUGCUCUUACCCAUCUGAAGCAGUUAUCCGCGGUUAGUGGAAUAUCGUCACGUCAAAGUCGGACACAUGGGUAGUUUAUGACGACAUGGAUGAAAUUUUGUUGUAAUUUUAGUUUUUACCAAGUCUCUCUUAGGGAGCUGUUAUCAGUACUCCAAAAAUCUCUGCGAUUGAAAUUUUUGAAGUGCUAGAGAUUUUUGGAGUGCUAAUAACAGUUCCCUUAUCUUAACUCGUAAAUUACUUUAUAGUUGUACUCGCAGUGAUUGUCUUUGCGUUCAUUGUUGUAACUUGUAAGAAAGUAGAAGGGGGUUGUGUUCUACAUUGGGCUUACAAGUCAUAUCCUGUAAAUUAAUCUCAAGCUUGAUUUUUCAUGUUCAAAUUAAAUUGAAGCUUCUUAA